AUGUACAGAACGUACACCGUGGUAUCAAUAGAACAAAAAUUUCCACACGACUUCAUUUGGGUCAUUGGUACUUCAGCAUAUCAAAUUGAGGGUGGUUGGAAUGCAUCUGGUAAAAGAGAAUCCAUAUGGGAUCAUCUAACGCAAACUCACCCGGAAAAAAUUGUUGGUCGGACAAAUGAAGGAACUUUUGUCUAUUUUCAGUGGCGUCGCGAUGUACAAAUGCUGCGUGACUUAAACGUUAAUAUGCACCGAUUUUCGAUAGCGUGGACCCGCAUCAUGCCUGGGGGUUAUAUGAAUGAUGUGAAUAGUGAAGGCAUACGCUACUAUAAUGACCUAAUUAACGAGCUUCUGCACUAUAAUAUCACACCAAUGGUCACAACCUAUCACUGGGAUCUACCACAACGUUUACAAGAAUUAGGUGGUUGGACCAACCCCGAAAUUAUAUCUGUAUAUAACGAUUAUUCGCGUUUAUUGUUCGAGAAUUUAGGAGAUCAUGUUAACGUCUGGACAACAUUUAAUGAACCUAUCCAUAUAUGUGAAUUGGGUUAUGGUGAGGAUUAUUUGGCACCCUCGUAUAAUUAUCCUGGAAUUCCGAACUAUCUCUGUGCACACAAUUUGCUAAAGGCACAUGCCAAAGUGGUGCAUAUGUACCGUGACAACUAUCAGGAACUACAGGUAAUCGUUAUUACUAUGCAUACAAGUACAUUGUGGAUGGAACCGAAAACCGAUUCGGUGAUUGAUCGCGAAGCAUCCGAGCGUGCAUUGUAGUUCUAUUUGGGCUGGUUUGCACAUUCGAUAUAUUCGAAAUUUGGCAUAGAAGAACAAGGUUUCACUCGUUCACGUUUGCCAGAAUUCAUAGAGGAAGAAGUAAGUAUACGCGGAACUGCGGAUUUCCUUGGUCUCAAUACGUACACAACUAGCCAAUUACAGCUCGCACGGACGAAUGGACAGACAUACAGUCACAUAGUUUUAACAUAUUAUGAAAUGAUAGCCGUUUUGGAUGCCAUUGAAGAUGGUGCAAAUGUACAGGGAUACACUUAUUGGAGCUUGAUGGACAGCUUUGAGUGGAAAAUUGGUAAUACAGGAAAAAUCGGUCUCUACCACGUUGACUUCAAUCAUCCGAACCGUACACGUACGCCGAAGAUCGCAGCCAAAGUAUAUGCGCAAAUUUGCAAGACUAACACGAUCGAUUGGAGUUAUCGGCCAACAUUGGAUGAAUCCCAAAUUAAUGCGAUGGCACAGCUACCCGAAGUUGAGGGCGUUAGCGAUGCUGCAUCGAGUGCGAGUACUACAUACAACACAUUAAUCGGUCGAAGUUGGCAUAGCAUAACGUUACUCUUCUCAAUUGUAAAUUACUUAUUACGAAUAUAAGUUUUCGUCCUCGUAGUCAAUGUUGUCUUAAGGUGUGUUUUGUAAAUACGGAUGUAUAUAGUAUUUAAUUAUCACGUAAGUUUAUGACCAAAGUAUUAUGUUAUUUAUUUAAUAUUUUAUACUAUUAAAGAAUAUUUCUGGUUUUUAAAUUAAA
Messenger RNA from Bactrocera oleae (olive fruit fly), 1525 nucleotides. Lineage: Eukaryota; Metazoa; Arthropoda; Insecta; Diptera; Tephritidae. The record is from RefSeq and is a predicted model, not a curated record.